This is a messenger RNA of Pneumocystis carinii B80, 189 nucleotides long. RefSeq lists its product as hypothetical. The record is from RefSeq and is a predicted model, not a curated record. Lineage: Eukaryota; Fungi; Ascomycota; Pneumocystomycetes; Pneumocystales; Pneumocystaceae. The coding region runs from base 1 to 189 and encodes 62 amino acids. The transcript has 2 exons.
AUGAGAGCUUCUCAGCAUAAGUACUUUAAAUGGACGCCAAGGACUGUAUUAGUAUCUCUGGUUCUUGGAAUUUUUGUUCCAGGGUGUAUUGGAUAUAUUGCCUUAAUGACAGAGAGGCAAGGGAAUAAAGGACAAGUUGACGGAGGACCAUAUUUGAGUGUUUAUAUAGAGUUGAAUGAGAAUGCUUGA